This is a messenger RNA of Eleginops maclovinus (Patagonian blennie), 3235 nucleotides long. It is a transcript of the gene mfsd6l, whose product is annotated as major facilitator superfamily domain containing 6-like. The transcript is spliced from 2 exons. The record is from RefSeq and is a predicted model, not a curated record. The coding region runs from base 206 to 2089 and encodes 627 amino acids. Gene Ontology annotation, cellular component: membrane. NCBI's taxonomy places the organism in Eukaryota, Metazoa, Chordata, Actinopteri, Perciformes, Eleginopidae.
CAGUCCGGUUAAGGUAAACACCAAUAAAGAAGCGCUUUCACACGGGCACAGGUGCACUGCGUCCAAAAGAGACUCAUCGUGGAUAUAAUGCAGCAGAUCGAGCUGCAAGAUGACCAGUAGAACAGUUUAAAGAAGGUUCCUGAGGGCCAAAGGUCUGAAAGUCUGAACCCACUUCUUCUUAAAGAGAGACCGCCAUCUUCCCAGCAUGAAGAGGAACAAGCAGAUCAACAUCCAGCACGCCCUCGCUCUGGCCGGCACCUUCAACUUCCUGUCCUGCUGCGCCCGGGCCUCCCUGCUGCCCUUCCUCACCCUCUUCCUCCGUCAGCAGGGUCUCUCUCCCGCCAUGACGGGCAUCAUCAUGGGCACCAAGCACCUGAUCGCUCUGCUGUGGAGCCCCGCCUCCAGCCUGCUGUCCAAACACUACGACAAGAGGCGGGGGGUGAUCGUCGGGUCUCUGGUGUGUUCGGCGGUCGUCGUUGUUCUUCUUCUCUUCUUGCCGCCUGCAGACGUGCAUGUGAACUGUACAACGAGCGAUCUGAGCGGCGGCCCGACGGGAAGUCCGACAGGUGGUGGUGUGAUGAAGAGCAGCGCUGCACCUUCCACACUACCCAGAACGAAAAUCCACACAGCUACGGUUCCUCUAACUCACGCUCAUGAGGCUAAACCGGCUCCUGCUCUGACAGACGAAACAGCGCUUUAUGAUCUGGAUAAACCUCCGCUUCCAGGAGAAAAUGCAAACAAAAGUCUGACAGCUGGUGGUGUGAUCAGUGUUGCACCUUCCACUUCAACUAAAGUUCACAUCGCUUCGGUUUCUCACUCUGCAAGGGUCCCUGCAAACCCACUCACUGAUAAACCUGGUCCUGUUCUGACGGACGAAGCAGCUCUUUAUGAUCUGGAUAAACCUCCGCUUUCAGAAGAUGUCAAAAGUGCUGCAGAACCAGCUGCAGUGAGGAAGAGGAGGUCAGACAAAAAGAUGGAGGAGGAAAACCCGAGUCAGUUUGAGUUCCUGGGCAGCCUGAAGGUGAUGGACGCUCAGCACCAGCUCUUCUUCCUGAUCCUCAUCGCCGUGUCUCUGUGGGAGUUCACGGCGGCGCCUCUGGAGUGGACGGCGGACGACGGGCUGUACGACUACCUCGACUUCGCGGACGCUUCGGACCGCUACAGCAGCACCUCCGUCUGGGGGGUCGUCGGAUCGGCGUUUGGAGUCGGAGGAGCCGGACUUCUUGUGAGCCAGUUACCCUGCCUCGUGGCCGGGGGUUUCCCUCGCAGCGCCGCCUUCUUCUUCCUCUACGUGUUCAUUGGAUUCGUCACCGUUCCUGUCGCCGUGUACCUGCCUCUGUACCUGAAUAAGAAGCGGGAUCGGGGCGGUGGGCUCCUGAAGGCACUGCAGCUGGUGCACAGCUCCCCCCACGCUUUGCUCUGCGUCACCACCACCUUUUUAGUAGGGGCUGCUGGUUCCGCUGUGGAUAACUUCCUGUUGUGGCAGAUGCAGGACCACGGAAGCAGCGAGAUGCACAUGGGGGUGUCGCUCGCCCUCGCUUUAGUCUCACAGGCUGCCUACCCUCUACUUGGAGGGCGGAUCUCGAAGCGCCUCACCCCAGGAAAGGUGCUGGUCGUUGGGGCUGCGAGUCUCGGUGUACAGUGCUUCUACUACUCCUUCCUGUGGGGGCCGUGGGCUGUUUUUCCCGCUCAGAUGCUGAGCUGCUUCAGCUCUGGCGCCCUCUGGUGGGCCGUGAAGGUGCAGUGUGAGGAGGUGGCCACACCGGGUUCGGAGAGGAGCGUGAGGAGGGUCCUCAGCUCUUUGUCGCUUAAUCUGGGGAUUGGUUUGGGGAGUUUCGCCGGGGGGUUCGUGGUGCAGAGGUUCGGGCUGACGUGGCUGUUCAGAGGGGUGGCGCUGUGUGUGAUGCUUUGGUGUGCGUGCCUGCCGCUGCUGCAGUUCAAAGCCCCCCGACAGUGCAGGAUCAACUACUCCAGACUGCUGGCGGCCAACGGGAGCGACGCCAGCGACUCUGAGAGCGAGUCGGACUGGCUGGAGAAAGCGAUGGAGGAAAACCGAUUCAAAAACAACUCGGGGAGGAGGGUCCACUGAAGUUUCUAUCAGAAGAGUUUUCCUCGACAAAAGACAUUGUUGGUCAACUUGCACUCGUAUAAUUUUGUCAACGAAUCAAUUUGCUGUAGUUUUUCCAGAAAGAAUUAUGAAGAAGCACAUCUUUUAUCCCAGGGGUGCGGGAAAUAACUCUGAGGGGAAAGUGAUAAAGAGUUCUGCUUAUAUCUACAUAAUAUAUUCAUAUGUUUAACCCUACCUUUAGGAAAUCAUAGAACCACUUUUUAUAGGUAGGGCACCAACUAUGCAGAAAUACUUGUUAUUUUCUUUGUCAAACUUAAAUUGUAUUGAACCGUAUCUGCUCAUAAGGGUCAUUCAGCAAGAAAAAAACACUCUAAUUGAAUUGAUUAAUUGCACCAGUGAUGUAUGGCAAGGCCAAGGAACAUGCAUAUUCAGUAGCUGUGUGAUAAGUAAAUGUACUGACCCUAACUAACAUGUUUGUUCUCUUACCCUUAAAUUCAUAAGGAAGCAAAUCCCAAAGAAAGCUUGUAGAUUUCCAACGUUGACCGCUUUAAUUCAAAUCAAACUCUGAUUCCUGCUCAUCAUGUUUUCCAUCAGAGUUAAGUGGAGUGGCAGUCUGUAGUUAAAAUGUCUUAGAGCUGUACUGAUGGACUCCCUCUCUGAGCCACCUGAGCCUCUGCACAUAAGCAUAAGCAAUCAUUGUAUUUUCCUGAAGCAAACAAGGUAGCAGGAUUACGGCUCUGCAGGGGAAGACCCGGCAGGUUUUAAGACACUGAGUUAUUUUUCUGCUGGUGAUGUUUGCAGAGGAUGAGGCUCUGGCUUCUUGUUUCACCUCACCCUAAAGCCUGUUUAUCGACUGUGAAGUCAUGCCCUGUGUCUGUGCCUUACACUCUUUGAACUGCUGAAACUAUUUAAGACCAUACGUUUGUCCCAGAGAUGUAAUGAUAGUCUAAAGUUUGUUUUCUAAGAGCUCUCCUCCAUAACUGGGACUGUGACUUUGUAUGAGUUGUGGGAAUGUUUGUCUAACCUGUAUUUCAAUGUCACUAAACAUGCCGCCGGUCAAAAGGCUUGUUUUGAUCUGUUCGAAAUCACCAGUUUGUGUGGAAAAGAAAAUAUGUUGUCUUAAAGGGACAGUGCACCCCGAAUCAAAUAAACAUGUUCGUCCUUUUA